This is a messenger RNA of Thermothelomyces thermophilus ATCC 42464, 840 nucleotides long. Its product is annotated as carbohydrate esterase family 1 protein. Gene Ontology annotation, biological process: proteolysis. Gene Ontology annotation, molecular function: serine-type peptidase activity; feruloyl esterase activity. Bases 1 to 840 code for a protein of 279 amino acids. NCBI's taxonomy places the organism in Eukaryota, Fungi, Ascomycota, Sordariomycetes, Sordariales, Chaetomiaceae. The record is from RefSeq and is a predicted model, not a curated record. The transcript is spliced from 2 exons.
AUGAUCUCGGUUCCUGCUCUCGCUCUGGCCCUUCUGGCCGCCGUCCAGGUCGUCGAGUCUGCCUCGGCUGGCUGUGGCAAGGCGCCCCCUUCCUCGGGCACCAAGUCGAUGACGGUCAACGGCAAGCAGCGCCAGUACAUUCUCCAGCUGCCCAACAACUACGACGCCAACAAGGCCCACAGGGUGGUGAUCGGGUACCACUGGCGCGACGGAUCCAUGAACGACGUGGCCAACGGCGGCUUCUACGAUCUGCGGUCCCGGGCGGGCGACAGCACCAUCUUCGUUGCCCCCAACGGCCUCAAUGCCGGAUGGGCCAACGUGGGCGGCGAGGACAUCACCUUUACGGACCAGAUCGUAGACAUGCUCAAGAACGACCUCUGCGUGGACGAGACCCAGUUCUUUGCUACGGGCUGGAGCUAUGGCGGUGCCAUGAGCCAUAGCGUGGCUUGUUCUCGGCCAGACGUCUUCAAGGCCGUCGCGGUCAUCGCCGGGGCCCAGCUGUCCGGCUGCGCCGGCGGCACGACGCCCGUGGCGUACCUAGGCAUCCACGGAGCCGCCGACAACGUCCUGCCCAUCGACCUCGGCCGCCAGCUGCGCGACAAGUGGCUGCAGACCAACGGCUGCAACUACCAGGGCGCCCAGGACCCCGCGCCGGGCCAGCAGGCCCACAUCAAGACCACCUACAGCUGCUCCCGCGCGCCCGUCACCUGGAUCGGCCACGGGGGCGGCCACGUCCCCGACCCCACGGGCAACAACGGCGUCAAGUUUGCGCCCCAGGAGACCUGGGACUUCUUUGAUGCCGCCGUCGGAGCGGCCGGCGCGCAGAGCCCGAUGACAUAA